Nakaseomyces glabratus is the source of this 5592-nucleotide messenger RNA. It is a transcript of the gene FKS1, whose product is annotated as 1,3-beta-D-glucan synthase. The record is from RefSeq and is a predicted model, not a curated record. Gene Ontology annotation, biological process: (1->3)-beta-D-glucan biosynthetic process; fungal-type cell wall polysaccharide biosynthetic process. Gene Ontology annotation, molecular function: 1,3-beta-D-glucan synthase activity. Gene Ontology annotation, cellular component: 1,3-beta-D-glucan synthase complex; plasma membrane. NCBI's taxonomy places the organism in Eukaryota, Fungi, Ascomycota, Saccharomycetes, Saccharomycetales, Saccharomycetaceae.
AUGUCUUACAAUAAUAACGGACAACAAAUGUCCGAUCAGGGCUACUAUGAUAAUAACCAAGGUUAUUACCAACCAGAAGACCAACAGAAUGGUCAAGCCAUGUACGGUGACGAAGGUUACUACGACCCAAACAUCAGCGGUGGUGACUACUACAACCAACCACCACCACCUCCAAACAUGAUGGGCCAAGACAUGGAGAACUUCUCCGAUUUCAGCAGUUACGGCCCUCCUGGUGUGCAAGGUUACGACUAUCAGAACAUGAACCAAUCUGGUCAAUACACGCCAUCUCAAAUGAGUUACAACGGCGAUCCAAACUCUGGAUCCUCAACUCCUAUAUACGGUAAUGGCAUGUCUGCUUACGAUCCUAAUGCCAUCGCUAUGGCGUUGCCUAACGAUCCAUACCCAGCAUGGACCGCAGACAGCCAAUCACCAGUGCCAAUCGAACAGAUCGAGGAUGUCUUCAUUGACCUAACGAACAAAUUCGGUUUCCAAAGAGACUCCAUGAGAAACAUGUUCGACCACUUCAUGACUCUUCUAGAUUCUAGAACUUCUAGAAUGGCUCCAGACCAAGCUUUGCUGUCUUUACACGCCGAUUAUAUCGGCGGUGAUACAGCCAACUACAAGAAAUGGUACUUCGCCGCCCAACUAGAUAUGGAUGAUGAAGUCGGUUUCAGAAACAUGAGCUUGGGUAAACUAUCCAGAAAGGCCAGAAAGGCCAAGAAGAAGAAUAAGAAGGCCAUGGAGGAGGCUAAUCCAGAGGAUGCUGAAGACAUUCUAAAUAAACUGGAAGGUGACAACUCUUUAGAAGCCGCUGAUUUCAGAUGGAAGACUAAGAUGAAUGCCUUAACUCCAAUCGAAAGAGUUCGUCAAAUCGCUCUAUACCUUUUGAUCUGGGGUGAAGCUAACCAAGUGAGAUUCACCUCGGAGUGUCUGUGUUUCAUUUACAAGUGUGCCACUGACUACUUGAACUCUCCUCUAUGCCAACAGAGAACCGAGCCAAUGCCAGAGGGUGACUACUUGAACAGAGUUAUCACUCCACUUUACCGUUUCAUCAGAAACCAAGUCUACGAAAUUGUCGACGGUCGUUACGUUAAGCGUGAAAAGGACCACCACAAGGUCAUUGGUUAUGAUGAUGUUAACCAGCUAUUCUGGUAUCCAGAAGGUAUCGCUAAGAUUGUCUUCGAAGACAGCACUAAGUUGAUCGAGAUUCCAGCUGAAGAACGUUACUUGAGAUUAGGUGAGGUUAGCUGGGAUGACGUUUUCUUCAAGACUUACAAAGAAACCCGUUCUUGGUUCCACAUGAUCACAAACUUUAACCGUAUUUGGAUCAUGCACGUUACCAUUUUCUGGAUGUACGUUGCCUACAACUCUCCAACUUUCUACACACACAACUAUCAACAAUUGGUCAACAAUCAACCACCAGCUGCCUACAAGUGGGCUAGUGCUGCUCUUGGUGGUACUGUUGCCAGUUUCAUCCAACUUCUAGCUACAAUCUGUGAAUGGUCUUUUGUUCCAAGAAAAUGGGCAGGUGCUCAACAUCUUUCCCGUAGAUUUUGGUUCUUAUGUUUGAUUUUUGCAGUUAACUUGGGUCCAAUUAUUUUUGUCUUCGCUUAUGAAAAGGACACUGUUCAAUCAAAGGCAGGCCACGCGGUUGCUGCGGUCAUGUUCUUUGUUGCAGUCGCUACAUUGCUAUUUUUCUCAGUCAUGCCAUUGGGUGGUCUGUUCACGUCCUACAUGCAAAAGUCUACCAGACGUUACGUCGCUUCUCAAACCUUCACUGCCUCCUUUGCACCUUUGCAUGGUCUUGACAGAUGGUUGUCUUACCUGGUUUGGGUUACUGUUUUUGCUGCUAAGUACGCUGAAUCAUACUACUUCUUGAUUCUAUCUCUAAGAGAUCCAAUCAGAAUUUUGUCUACCACUACCAUGAGAUGUACUGGUGAAUACUGGUGGGGUUCAAAGCUAUGUAGACAUCAAUCAAAGAUUGUUUUGGGUUUGAUGAUUGCUACCGAUUUUAUUCUGUUCUUCUUGGAUACCUAUCUGUGGUACAUUGUUGUCAACACUGUCUUUUCCGUUGGUAAAUCUUUCUACUUGGGUAUUUCUAUUUUGACUCCAUGGAGAAACAUUUUCACUAGAUUGCCAAAGAGAAUUUACUCCAAGAUUUUGGCUACUACUGAUAUGGAAAUCAAAUACAAGCCAAAGGUUUUAAUUUCCCAAGUCUGGAACGCUAUCAUUAUCUCAAUGUACAGAGAACAUUUGCUUGCCAUUGACCAUGUCCAAAAGUUAUUAUACCAUCAAGUUCCAUCUGAAAUUGAAGGUAAGAGAACUUUGAGAGCCCCAACUUUCUUUGUUUCUCAGGAUGAUAACAACUUUGAAACUGAGUUUUUCCCAAGAAACUCUGAAGCUGAACGUCGUAUUUCUUUCUUUGCCCAAUCCUUGGCCACCCCAAUGCCAGAACCAUUGCCAGUUGACAACAUGCCAACUUUUACCGUUUUGACUCCUCACUAUGCUGAAAGAAUUUUGUUGUCUUUGAGAGAAAUUAUCAGAGAGGAUGACCAAUUCUCCAGAGUUACUCUAUUGGAAUACUUGAAGCAAUUACACCCAGUUGAAUGGGAAUGUUUUGUUAAGGACACCAAAAUCUUGGCCGAAGAGACUGCUGCUUAUGAAGGUAUGGAUGAUCAAGAUCCUGAGAAGGAAGAUGCAUUGAAGAACCAAAUUGAUGAUCUUCCAUUCUACUGUAUUGGUUUCAAGUCUGCUGCUCCUGAAUAUACUCUACGUACACGUAUUUGGGCUUCUUUGAGAUCUCAAACUUUGUACCGUACUGUUUCUGGUUUUAUGAAUUAUGCUAGAGCUAUCAAAUUGCUAUACCGUGUCGAAAACCCUGAAAUUGUUCAAAUGUUUGGUGGUAAUGCCGAAGGUCUUGAAAGGGAAUUGGAAAAAAUGGCUAGAAGAAAGUUUAAGUUCUUGGUUUCUAUGCAAAGAUUGGCUAAGUUUAAACCACAUGAACUGGAAAACGCUGAAUUCUUGUUGAGAGCUUACCCUGAUCUACAAAUUGCUUACUUGGAUGAAGAACCUCCACUAAACGAAGGUGAAGAACCAAGAAUUUACUCAGCCUUGAUUGACGGUCACUGUGAAAUCUUGGAGAAUGGUCGUAGACGUCCUAAGUUCAGAGUCCAACUGUCUGGUAACCCUAUUCUUGGUGAUGGUAAAUCUGAUAACCAGAACCAUGCUUUGAUUUUCUACAGAGGUGAAUAUAUCCAAUUGAUCGAUGCUAACCAAGACAACUAUUUGGAAGAAUGUUUGAAGAUUAGAUCUGUUCUUGCUGAAUUUGAAGAAUUGAAUGCUGAACAAGUGUACCCAUACUCUCCAGGUGUAAAAUACGAAGAUCAAAACACAAAUCACCCAGUUGCUAUUGUUGGUGCCAGAGAAUAUAUUUUCUCUGAAAACUCUGGUGUUCUUGGUGAUGUUGCCGCUGGUAAAGAACAAACAUUUGGUACUCUUUUUGCUCGUACAUUGGCUCAAAUUGGUGGUAAACUGCAUUAUGGUCACCCGGAUUUCAUCAACGCUACUUUCAUGACUACCAGAGGUGGUAUUUCAAAGGCUCAAAAGGGUUUGCAUUUGAACGAAGAUAUUUACGCCGGUAUGAAUGCCCUAUUACGUGGUGGUCGUAUUAAGCACUGUGAAUACUAUCAAUGUGGUAAAGGUAGAGAUUUAGGUUUUGGUACAAUUUUGAAUUUCACAACUAAGAUUGGUGCUGGUAUGGGUGAACAAAUGUUGUCCCGUGAAUACUACUAUCUAGGUACACAACUUCCAAUUGACCGUUUCUUGACUUUCUACUAUGCGCACCCUGGUUUCCAUUUGAAUAACUUGUUCAUUCAAUUGUCUCUUCAAAUGUUUAUGUUGACUUUGGUUAAUUUACACGCUCUUGCACACGAAUCUAUUAUUUGUAUUUACGAUAAGAACAAGCCAAAGACAGAUGUAUUGUAUCCAAUUGGUUGUUACAACUUCUCUCCAGCUAUUGACUGGGUCAGACGUUACACAUUAUCUAUUUUCAUUGUUUUCUGGAUUGCCUUUGUUCCUAUUGUUGUGCAAGAAUUGAUUGAACGUGGUCUGUGGAAGGCUACCCAAAGAUUCUUCCGUCACAUUCUUUCCCUAUCCCCAAUGUUUGAAGUGUUUGCUGGUCAAAUCUACUCAUCUGCUUUGUUGAGCGAUUUGACUGUUGGUGGUGCUCGUUAUAUUUCUACUGGUAGAGGUUUUGCAACCUCACGUAUCCCAUUCUCCAUUUUGUACUCCAGAUUUGCAGGCUCUGCCAUUUAUAUGGGUGCUAGAUCAAUGCUAAUGUUGCUUUUCGGUACCGUUGCCCACUGGCAAGCUCCUCUCCUAUGGUUCUGGGCCUCACUGUCCGCCCUGCUGUUCUCUCCAUUUAUUUUCAACCCACAUCAAUUCUCCUGGGAAGACUUCUUCUUGGAUUACAGAGACUACAUUAGAUGGUUAUCUAGAGGUAAUAGUAAAUACCACAGAAACUCCUGGAUUGGUUACGUUAGAAUGGCUAGAUCUCGUAUUACCGGUUUCAAACGUAAGUUGGUUGGUGAUGAAUCUGAAAAGGCUGCAGGUGAUGCAAGCAGAGCUCACAGAACCAACUUGAUUCUAGCCGAGAUUAUUCCAAAUGCUAUUUACGCUGCAGGUUGUUUUGUUGGUUUCACUUUCAUUAACGCCCAAACAGGUGUUAAGACUACUGAUGACGAUAGAGUGAACUCUGUUCUACGUAUUAUCAUCUGUACUUUGGCUCCAAUUGUCAUUGAUAUUGGUGUUCUGUUCUUCGUUUUGGGUAUGUCUUGUUGUUCUGGUCCAUUGUUCGGUAUGUGCUGUAAGAGAACUGGUUCAGUUAUGGCUGGUUUUGCUCACGGUAUUGCCGUCAUUGUUCACAUUGGUUUCUUCAUCGUCAUGUGGGUUCUUGAAGGUUUCAACUUCACUAGAAUGUUGCUUGGUGUUGUUACUAUGAUUCAAUGUCAAAGAUUGAUCUUCCAAUGUAUGACUGUCUUGAUGUUGACUAGAGAAUUCAAGAAUGACCAUGCAAACACUGCCUUCUGGACAGGUAAAUGGUACGGUUCCGGUUUUGGUUACAUGGCUUGGACUCAACCAACAAGAGAAUUAACUGCUAAGGUCAUUGAACUUUCUGAAUUUGCUGCUGAUUUCGUUCUAGGUCAUGUUAUUCUAUUUGCCCAAUUCCCAGUUCUAUGUAUUCCAGCCAUUGACAAGUUCCACUCCAUCAUGUUAUUCUGGUUAAAGCCAUCGCGUCAAAUCCGUCCACCAAUUUAUUCUUUGAAACAAUCUCGUCUAAGAAAGAGAAUGGUCAAGAGAUACCUAACCCUUUACAUUAUCGUUUUCCUAGUAUUUGCUGGUUGCAUCGUAGGCCCAGCAGUUGCUUCUUCCCAUGUUGCUAAGGACUUGGGUCACCAAUUAACUGGUACUUUCCACAAUUUGGUGCAACCAAGAAAUGUAAGCAACAACGAUACUGGUUUUGGUAUUUCCACAUACAGUAACCAUUACUACACGCAUACUCCAUCUCUAAAGACCUGGUCUACAAUCAAAUAA